GGCCUGAAAUUCCAUAAUCUGAUCGAAAAAUAUGUAGCUUCUGGAUAGCUACCAACAUAACCACCUGGAAAAUGCCCGGAUUAUAUUGACGAUUUAAAACGUGUAGUUUUACUAGAAGACUGAAGUUGAGAAAGCUAUAUUUCGACAUGUAGCGAGAUAAUUCCUUUAAAAAUUAAAGGAAGUUCAUAAAAGUUAACAUAAACAAUGUGAAACGUUUAGUUGGCGAAAUGCACACACAGAUCUUCGCUGUCUCCGGUUCGCUCAGGGAUCAUUGACAAACUAUGAGUGCUUUGUGCUCAGGGAUUGCUCCGGCGCUCUGAUAGCGGAGACGUAUUUUGGAAUGUGUAUCUUGUCUGCGAUUCAAACUGAUGCCGAUGUACGUAAGUUGAUAGAUGGCAGUGGCGUAUUUGAAAGUAUUGCGUUCAAGUGAACACUGAUAAAAAGCCAGGAUUGCCCGAAGAAGGAGCCGAAAUGUACCCUGUACUGUGGCAAGACACUGGGUGAGCAGUUUCCUUCUGGGAGCUCUUGUGGCAUCAGCUUUGUUGUAUUAUACUUUAUUAGAUCGCCAUGUUGAUGGAAAUAAUAUGCUUGGUUUCACUGGUCGUGAAGCCAGAUUGGCAGGUCGUGUUAGAGAAAUGGAAGAGCAGAAUCAAUUACUUCGUCGCCAAUUGAGUAUUUCACAAAGUCAUUUAGUAGCUGCCAUGCGAACCAGUAAUCAUACUCCAACACAAACUUUUGUUCAUCCAACUCAUGAACAUUCAAAUCGUUGUCCAAGCCAGGAAGCUGAAGUCCCAAAAUGUGAAGUAAUACAUGUUGCAAUUGUUUGCGCUGGAUACAAUUCAAGCCGUUCAGUGGUUACCUUGAUAAAGUCUAUUCUUUUCUAUAGUAAGAAUCCCCUUCACUUUCAUCUCAUUGCUGAUUCUGUGGCUCAAGUAAUAUUGCAGACUCUUUUUUAUACUUGGAGUGUUCCACAAGCUGACGUGAGUUUCUAUCUGGCUGAUAAUGUAGUUCCUGAUGUCUCGUGGAUUCCUAAUAAACAUUAUUCUGGGGUAUAUGGUUUAAUGAAACUCACAUUACCAAAAGUACUACCAGAUACUUUGCAGAAAGCAAUAGUACUGGAUACAGAUGUAACAUUUGCAACUGAUAUUGCUGAACUUUGGAAGAUAUUUGCAAAAUUGGGUCCUAAGCAGGCCAUUGGUUUAGUUGAAAACCAAAGUGAUUGGUAUUUGGGAAAAUUAUGGAAGAAACAUCGACCCUGGCCUGCAUUAGGAAGAGGAUACAAUACUGGUGUUAUUUUGCUGCAACUUCAAAAGCUGCGUGAACUUGGUUGGGGUCAGUUGUGGCGGCUAAUAGCAGAGAAAGAUCUCAUUACAAUGUUAGCUACAAGUCUUGCUGAUCAGGAUAUAUUCAAUGCUAUCAUUAAACAGCAUCCAUAUUUGGUUUACAAUCUACCAUGUCAAUGGAAUGUACAACUCAGUGACAAUACUCGAAGUGAACUCUGCUACACAGAAGUAAUACAUUGGAAUUCUCCUAAGAAAUUGAAGGUUAAGAACAAACAUGUUGAGUUUUUUCGUAAUCUCUAUUUGACUUUUCUGGAGUAUGAUGGAAACUUGCUCAGACGAGAACUGUUUGGCUGCAAUAACACUAAAACUUCUCUUAAAGAGAGAGAGUUAAGCAAGCUAAAUGAAGAAGAUCCAUGUUAUGAAUUUCGACGAGCUCGAGUAAACAGUUUACGUACACAUCUCUAUUUUUUGGACUAUGAAUAUGAACCUUCUCCAGAUGGCUUUGAUGUCACUUUAGUUGCUCAAUUAUCAAUGGAUAGGCUGCAGAUGGUUGAAGCUUUAUGCAAACAUUGGGAGGGUCCUAUCAGCUUAACAUUAUACAUGUCAGAUGCUGAAGCCCAGCAGUUUUUAAGCUAUGCCCUCAGUUCAGAAGUGCUUGGAGGCAGAAAAAAUAUUGGCUAUCAUAUAGUUUACAAGGAAGGGAGCUUUUAUCCAGUGAAUUUUCUUCGCAAUGUGGGACUUCAGCAAGUGAACACACCUUAUGUCUUCCUUACGGAUAUCGACUUCUUGCCGAUGUAUGGGCUUUAUCCCUAUCUGAAGAAGUCGAUUCAAGUUCUGAAUCUUGAAACUGCUAAGAAAGCACUUGUAGUACCAGCUUUUGAAACACAACGCUAUCGUAUCACUUUUCCCAAGAGCAAAGCUGAACUUUUAAAUAUGCUGGAUAUGGGAACUCUCUUCACCUUCCGAUAUCAUGUAUGGACCAAGGGGCACGCUCCAACUAAUUUUGGUAAAUGGCGAACUGCUACCACUCCUUACAAGGUGCAAUGGGAACCUGAUUUUGAACCGUACAUUGUGGUACGUAAAGACAUCCCAGAAUAUGACACCCGCUUUGUGGGCUUUGGUUGGAAUAAAGUGUCUCAUAUUAUGGAACUCGAAGCACAGGGUUUUGAGUGCCUGAAGAUUUUGAAGAAUGAAUUUGUAAAGGACCUCAGUAAGCGUUAUAGUAAAGUGUUUGAUAUUGAAACGAGCUAAUAUUAAAUACUGAAGAAUGUUCAGGUAAUAAUUAAAAUAAUAAUAAUAAAAAGCUUCCAUCCAUCCAAAUGUUUCAUACCCUUUUAUGUUCCUGUGUCUUGGUGAGAGGGUCUUCUCUUCCUUCUGUGUAUUUUAAAUGUUAAAAAGUUGUUAGAAACUAUUUUGGUUUCAUGGGGAGAGAUCUUGGCCACUACAGUAUUGAAAAUGAAGAGACAAUGCAUUCUUGAAUUGCUGUAACUUAUUUUUGGGAAGUUUUCAUAAAUGAACCAGUGGUCUCUUUUCAUCCCAACCAAAAUAUUCAGCCACUAACAUAAAUUUGUUUAUAUGUGACCUAUAUGUUAGCUUCUGUGUGUAGAUACCAUGGUUCCAAGCGGUUUGCUGGCACUAUCCCAGAAACAUUGUAGAUUGCAAUGUUAAAAUAUGCAAUGUUGUGUACCAAAUUGUAAAGAGAAAAGAAAUUUAUUGUAUAAUACUGUAUUGUUUAUAAUGCAACAGUUUAUUUUAUGAAGAAAUUGUGGAGAGAGAGUGAGAAAAUAUGUGCAAUCUUUGAAUAUAGGUAGAGGUUUUCAUUCAUUUGGAUGCUUGUACAAAAUAUGAAAUAUUAUUGAUUAGCAUAAGGCUGUUUUUUAAAAGGGUUACGUGAAAAAAAUGCACAUCAGUUUUAAAUGUUGUAUACUCAUGUGCUAUGAUGUGCUUGUUCAAAUAAUAUGAACUAUUUUAUUAAUUAAUAGAAUUGUUUAAGUACAUGAGUUCUUGUAACUUACUUGAAAAGAUACACAUUUCCUAAUGUGGAAUAAAGUGUAAGAUGUAUUAAUGAAGUACACAGGCUGUCUCUGUGAAAACAUUAUUGUAUUGUUGGUUCAUAUGUUAUUACUUGACCUGAUGCUUAUGAAUUUUGCCUUCAUGUUCAUUCAUUCAUUUUGCUUUCAUACUAGAAAGCCUUACCUACAAAAACAGAAGUUAAAAUGACUGUAUCAAUAAAAUUGUGUUUGAGUAUUGAUUGAAUUUUGAGAAAACGUGAGUAGUAGGACAUGUCUGAGAAAAUAUUUUAAGUUUGUAAACUAUUUCUACUUUAUAUACAUCAUAUUUGUUUAUGUACAUGGGAUGAUCUAUAUUACACAACCCAACUACUUUCUUUAUUUCACUUUUUUUGCCACAAAAUAUUUUUCUGGAUCUUGUAGUGUUUCACUUCUUGUUUUUGUAAUAGAUCAAAAUUGUCAUUAUUUUUCUUGUUUGUCAUAAUUUAUUUCAAUAUUGUGAUUGUCUUCAUCAAUUGCCAUUUUCCAUCAAUUUACAAACCAAUUAUCAAUCAGUCAAAAAUCAAAUCAAUCAAUAUACAUGGCCUUUAGUUUAAUUUGCAAACCCUGCCUGAGAAUGCUCCUCUUGUUUUGGGAAUUUGGUAACACCUGAAAUACCUUUGGCAUCCCUUUCACUUUUUGUGACUCCCGGCCGUAUGCCCUCAAAUUUUGGUCUGGGAGAAUGUAGGUAAUUUUUUUGUUUGAAGAAAGGCAAAGCACUUAUUCUGCCCUUGUUACUCUUCAAUGUGUUGCAGCCUCUACAAUGAAAAGGGUAAAAUUAUUGUUAUAAAUAAUAAUGAGCUUGGCAGUAAUAUUUCUGAAAUAUCUUUCUAAUUUCUCCCUUAGCCGGCUUUCAUUAAAUAAUAAUGGUUAUGUGGCUGUUAAUAAAUCCAUAAAUGAAUCAUAACUUCCCUUCUCAUCUUCAGUUUUACAGUUUUAUCUCUUUAGCACACUGGACAGUGUCACCUAAAGAGAAGUUUGUUUGGCCACUCAUGUCUCUACCCACCCCAUCCACCCUGUGCAGUGUGAAAAGAUACCUGCCUGCCUAAACUCUUGAAUGGGAAAAACAGAAACAGGAAAGUUGCUGCUGCUAAUGGUCUGAUGCUUACCUUUUCCGCUGCCUUGACGUGACUGCCAUAGUUGACUUGGAAGUAGCCAGAGACAUGUGGGUGCCAAAUUGCCAAAAAAGAAAAUGCCCAGUCAUGGGUUGCAAGUUAAACUAAAGACUUGGUACUAGAAUCCACAUCUGUGACUGAAAUAUGAUUCUGCUAAGUUCAAUGAAAUGACAACAGUUACAGAACCAGCCCUUUAACAGAAUCUCAAGAAAUGAAGUAGCAUCCCAAAGUGCAUUGAAUAAAACCGUUACAAGUCACAUGAUAUCAGUGAAAUAGAUCAAUAAAUUAAAGGCACAAGGGAAACUGAAACAGCUAAAUGUGAAAAUUGCUUCUUCUGUCAUUCUAUUAUUAAACAGGUUGAAGUGAAUGGUUCUUUUCUAGGAAAUUAAUUUUUGGGAGUAUUGAGACUUUAUCUCCAACCAAUUUAGCAAUCUCUUGUUCAUUUAAAAACAUUUUUUAUAUUCCACCUGUAUUUUAUUGCUUGUAUUUUAUUUUUUUCUACUUGCCUUUUUGUUUAUAUUCCCAUCAAAAGUUAUAUUUCUUAAACCUUGGUGCUUAAAUGAAAAGUGACUGUUUUGUAUUUAUUUAUUUAUUUAUUUAAAAUGCUUGAUGAGACCAAGUAUUUUUAGAAAUUUCUUAUGCGAGUGAAUUGGUCAAAAGUCUAAAUACAGGCCUUAAUAUGUCAUUUGUCUACUCAACUUUACAAAUAUGAAAAGAAUUUUUGUCAUUCUACAUUACAUUUGCAUGACGUUAAUUUUUGCAAAUUUUUUUUGGAAAUUCUGAAGGCUAGAAGCAAGCAAGAACACUAAUUGUUGAAAGCUCAAAUAUAUCAUGUAUUAGCGAACCUUAUUUUGUCUCAUCAAGGCACUGAAUGUGAAGGGUGGUUGGAUAGAAAAGAAUGAUUUGAGGUACAUUGGAUAUUAAGAUCACUACAAAAGGUUAGUAAACUGAACUACCCAUUCUAAGCUGCUCUACAGUCAUUGAGAAAAUUAAUUGCUAUCUGAUGGCUUACACAAAACAAUCUAUCAAUAGUCUUCUCUCCUGUUUCUAGUCUUCAACCUAGGAAUAAAGUAACUUCUGUGUUUGUAUUUUGAAUAAGUUUAUUAGUGCGGGGAUAGUGCCAAAUAAGGUAUUGUGAUAAUUAUGCAAGAUUGUUUUUUAUUAUUACAACUAUUAUUUAUUAACAUUUUUGUACAUUUUACUGUAUUUUUUGUCAAUUUGUAAUAAUCCUAUAUUGUGAAAAUGAAGUUGUGCUUUUUGGCAGCUGUGUAAAUUUGUAUAUUUGUUGUUGUUAUACAUGACCUUUUAUUUGUUUUUUUAAGAUACGACAAUACUUUUGUUACUUUAGUAACACAUAUGAAGAUUAAUUAUGCAAGUAUUCCAUUAAAUGGUUUGAUUUAUAUUUCAUUAAUUGUUUUUCAUUGUUAUAAUCAAGAUUUAAGUUACAACAUUACUGCUAGGAAUAGGAGAUUUAUUAAUAUAUUAUUUUGUGUUAGUAUUGUCUACGUCUUGUGUUCCACAUAUACAAAUAAGAGGUUUCACUUGUGUCUCUUGCCUGAUGAUGUAAGAUAUUCUGGUGCAAAUGCUUGAUUAUCUGUAGAAUUAGCAAGAAGUAGAUAUGAGAGUAUAUGUUGUCUCCUCAACUUGUUCUACAACUUCAAGAAUUCCAUACCCAAGUCAUAUCAGUUAGAUAUCUUGAAAGCUGUAUGUUUCUUUGUUUUGCUUUAUUUUUACAUGAGUUGUAGCUUUGCCAUUGAUUGAAAUAUCUUAUGAAGAUAGUCCACUUUUUUUUGCUUUGACAUAGUCGUUUUGUGAGAUUUUGUUGAACAUAGCCAGACACAAAGUCUUAAUAUAUUUUAUGCAGAUUUCUCCUUUUUGACACAAAAACAUUUUUUAUUUACUGAUCAGUGACCUUGCAAUUGAAGUUUUGGAGGCAAAUGCUUUUGAAAAUGUGUUAUUCUGCUCUGGGUCAACAGAACAAAGGAAGAUGCUGUGACAUGUGAAUUGUCUCUUGACACAAAUACAUACACCUGUUAAGUGGUCGUUGUGUCUUUCUUUGAACUAAUCAGUUUGAAAAAGAACAUACUUUCUCAGUUGCAUACCUGAAGUGAAAAAAAAGAAUUAUAGUUUCUUUCAUUUAAAUAGUUAUGGCAAUUCCUGCCCAAGCUCUUAAGAGCCCAAAAAUUUUGCUCUACUCUCUUAAGCACAGUUCCUGUGUAUUUAAAAUAUUCAGCUGCAUUUUCAUCAGAAAGACUACAUUCAGAGAUACAUUAUGUGGAGUAUACAGUGUAGUAACACUGUUGAACAUCACUGUCAGUUAUAAAAAUGGUGCCAUUUGUUGCUUUUUGUUACAUCAUCACCUUAUUGGGAAAUUUAUAAAUUAAUUAUGGAAUGUUUAUUCUGUGGAGCAAUACUUCCAAAAAAUAAAGAGACUUGAAUAAACACAGGGUUUAAAUAACUUUCAAUCACUGUCAGCUUGUUCAUAAGAAUGGAUAUUUGCAUCACAUUUUCCACAAAAUUUUAGCACACUUGAGAUGAGAAUGAAGUAAGGUGGUGAUGUACUCGUAACUUUGUGUUCUUUUAUGUGAGUAUGAAAGGAACCAUUUUAAGUCCUGUAAAAGAGGCAUGUGAUAUGUAGGCUGCAGUGCCUUUUUAGCAUUAUUUUGUUACAUGUCAUGUUUCAUGACAUAAAAUUAAUUUGAAGGCCUUGUGAUUGGAUCUGAUUUAACUAUUGUGUGGGGCCAAAUUAUUUAGUAGUAUUCUCUUAUUUGUUUGCUUUAAUUUAACCUUGAUGUAAUAAAUAGUACUGAUAUUGAAAAUAUCUCAAUCUUCUGCAAAUGAUGUACCUAUAUGCUUACAUGCUAAUGCUGUGGUGAUGGUGAAUCAAUUUGGUGUGUAGUUUUAAAUAUGUUAAGUUCUUUUUGUGUUUAAUUUUUUUCUCAGAGUGCAAUGUUUAUCAUAAACCUUUAACUCAUGGUUGAACAAGGAAUCCAAGCCAACAUCCAUUAAAUGCCUGUACACGAACAGGUGUUUAAGUCCAAAAAUUAUUAUAAGUCUUGUUUAUUUCAAUUUUUCCAGUAUGUUAUUCAGAUCACAUCUACAAGGCUGUUGUAACUUCGAAGGUGUUAAUGCACUCAUGUCCUUGAAGUGUGAUAUUAUUUUAAUGUCCAUUAAGUAUUAAUAAUUUUUGUAUUAACAUAUUUUCAUGUAUUCUUUUAACAUAUAUUUAGAAGUAUUUCAUGCAUUUUCUGUGAAAAUUUACUGAUCAAAUGAAGUUCCCAAGAAGCUUGCAGAAAAAAUGCUGCAGACAUGCUAACAAAUCAAUAAAUAUUGUUAUUAUGUUUUCCAAUGAUGUGUUUUAAUAUGUCACCCCACGUCUUUCAGAGUAGCUCAUAAUCGGUGACCUAAUAAUCAUUUGAUUUCCCUGUCACAGUGUUGCCAGAAUGUGUUUUAUUGCUGA
Gryllus bimaculatus (two-spotted cricket) is the source of this 7906-nucleotide messenger RNA. NCBI's taxonomy places the organism in Eukaryota, Metazoa, Arthropoda, Insecta, Orthoptera, Gryllidae. The record is from the annotation of a GenBank genome assembly.